AUGUUCGCGGCUUGCGCGCCGAGCGUGCCGGCGUCCCGCGGGUGGGGCGUGCCGCGCGGCUUGGGCGCCGGACACGCGUCCGAGAGGCCAUGUGGGCCAGGCGUGGAGAUGCCACGUGGUCGAGCAGCUGGCCUGGUUUGCCUCGCCAUGCUGCCGCAGCGAGGCCGCAACUUGCAGGUGAAUCGUGAGCUUUACCAGAAGUUGCUUCACAGCUCGCCAGAGGCGGUGCUCGGCCUUUGUGAGGAGUAUGCCGGUGUUUUGGAUGGUGUGAACCUCUCUGCUGCACUGCAUCAAUUGGCGCUCAAAAGCAGACGCGCUGGCACAGCCACGAGCGCUUGUGGUGCUUUGGUCUCCGAUCCACGCUUCGCACAGUUGAUGAACUCUCUCCUGCAGGUUUUGCCAUCCUUGGAGGCACAGAACCUGGCCAGAACCGCGUGA
Messenger RNA from Durusdinium trenchii, 438 nucleotides. The record is from the annotation of a GenBank genome assembly. NCBI's taxonomy places the organism in Eukaryota, Dinophyceae, Suessiales, Symbiodiniaceae.